Pelobates fuscus (common spadefoot toad) is the source of this 692-nucleotide messenger RNA. Its product is annotated as microtubule-associated proteins 1A/1B light chain 3C-like. The transcript is spliced from 4 exons. The coding region runs from base 31 to 423 and encodes 130 amino acids. The record is from RefSeq and is a predicted model, not a curated record. Gene Ontology annotation, biological process: cellular response to nitrogen starvation; autophagy of mitochondrion; autophagosome assembly. NCBI's taxonomy places the organism in Eukaryota, Metazoa, Chordata, Amphibia, Anura, Pelobatidae. Gene Ontology annotation, cellular component: autophagosome membrane; cytosol; autophagosome. Gene Ontology annotation, molecular function: ubiquitin protein ligase binding.
UACACAUAUACACAAUCAACUUCAGCAAGCAUGUCGCCUCUAGGGUCCAGUGUCAGUUUGGAUUUAAAUGUAGUUCCCUUCAAAAUGAGAAAGCGGCUUGAUAGCCGGAUUCAUGAGGUGAACAGGAUGAAGAGCAGAUAUCCUUCAAAAAUUCCGGUCAUUGUCGAAAGAAAUCACAGAGAGAAGCUCUUGCCUAAUCUGGAAAAGAUCAAAUACCUGGUGCCCCCAGAAGUCACCCUUGGGCAGUUUGUCAGUAUGAUCAGGACCAGACUUUCCAUGCCUCAGUCACACUCUCUGUGCAUGCUACUCAACGGGAAACAAAUGACAAGCCUUACGCUCACCAUGUCCGAGCUAUACACAGAAUACCACGACCACGAUGGAUUUUUGUAUAUGACAUAUAUGUUGCAGGAUGUGUUUGGCUGAGAAGUCAUGGGGGCAAGACGGGUUAUUGCUCUGUAAUGAUUUCAACACAAAGAGUAUUAUUGUGCUUUCUGGGUGAAACAGAAACCGCCAGAGAAUGCCAAUAGGAGGAAUCUGUCACCCUACAGAAAGAGUAACAAACAGCGGUGAAAUUUAAUUAAGUUGUCGAGAGGUGUAAGGAAAGCCUAUGUGUAAUAUGUAUAUAAUCUAUAAUUAAUUGUUUUAUCAGGAUAGCAGAUGGUAAUCUUUUAUAUAUAUGUAAGAAGUUAAAG